AUGUCAGCUCCACCAGCAAUUGUAUUUACUGAUUUCGACGGUACUGUCACCUUACAAGACUCCAAUGAUUACUUGACUGAUAAUCUCGGUAUGGGAGAAGCCAAAAGAAGUGCCAUUGGUCAAGAUAUCCUUGAUGGCAAGACCAAUUUCCGUGAUGGGUUCAAAGAAGAAAUUGACUCGGUGAAAACUCCCUUUAAUGAAUGUCUUUCAAUCUUGUUAUCCAAUAUCAAAUUAGAUCCAGGUUUUAAAGAUUUUUACAAUUAUUGCCAAGCCAAUAAUAUCAGAAUUAUUGUUGUUAGUUCCGGUAUGAAACCUUUAAUUGCCGCCUUGUUGCAACAAUUGGUUGGUGCUGAAGCAUUGAAACAUAUUGAAAUCAUGUCUAAUGACGUACGUAUUGAUAAUGAUGGUGAGAAUUGGGAACUUUUGUUUAAACAUCCCGAUUCUGCAUUUGGUCAUGAUAAGGCCCAGUCGAUUAAAGAGUGGUUGCAUAAUCACGGAUUUGAUACUUCCGAGGUUAAGGAUGAUGGAUCAACUGAACCGAAAUUGUUUUAUUGUGGUGAUGGAGUUUCAGACUUGAGUGCAGCAAAGGAGACGAAUCUCUUGUUUGCUAAACAUGGUAAAGAUUUGAUCACUUAUUGUAUUAGGGAAAAGAUCCCUUAUACUGAAUUUAAUGAUUUUCAAGAUAUUUUAACCAAAGUGAAAAAAAUUAUAGAUGAUGGUGAACCAAUUAAAUCAUUUGUUGAAAAUCCAUCAAGUGUUUAA
This is a messenger RNA of Lodderomyces parapsilosis, 762 nucleotides long. Its product is annotated as putative phosphoric monoester hydrolase. The record is from RefSeq and is a predicted model, not a curated record. Bases 1 to 762 code for a protein of 253 amino acids. Lineage: Eukaryota; Fungi; Ascomycota; Pichiomycetes; Serinales; Debaryomycetaceae. The transcript has a single exon. Gene Ontology annotation, molecular function: phosphatase activity.